AUGCCAGUACCCCUUUACCCUGCGCCCAGUUUCUUCCACGCUUGUGGCCACUUCGAAGUCGGAGGGUUGUUCACAACCGAAGCGUUUCAGGGGCUGAGCCUUGACACGCCACGUUCGGAGUCGCACCACGGGAAGGGUGGUCAUGCCCAAUUUGAAAGUGGAUGCCGAAGAUAUGUGAUCAAGUCAUUGUCGAAGGAUGACAACAAAACACUCCUCAGGAUCGCAGGUCCACUGAUAGAGAGGAUGCUUUCAGGGUCUACGAUGCUUUGCCCCAUCUAUAUGCACUUCAAAGAUAUUGCCACGGGACAAUACUUUAUGGCGAUGCGCAACCUGACAGAGAUGGGUCCAUGGUGUGCCAAGUACGACCUCAAGGGCUGUGAUGACGACAAGACCUUGGAGGUGAAGGGCCGAGUGAUCCGGCCAGUCAGGAAGCGGUUCUACCGUCCUCACAUGUGGUGCGCCUGUAUGUGGUCUUCCGAGAGAUGGGAGUACUACCAGGGCAAGCUGCGUAGUCAUGGUCCAAGGUUGGGACUUGCAGCCCCUGUACGCGAAGAAGCGGUGAAGCAGAUUGCUUCAGAUGCUGAUUGGCUCAUCAGUCAGAACAUUAUGGACUAUUCCUUGCUCAUAGCCAUUCGUCGCUUGCCUCCAGAAGUGGCAAAGUCCUGUGGCGCAGGUCCGCUUCCUGUGGCGGCAUCAACCUGUGCACCAGGCGUGCACCGAUGGGCAAUGCUUGAUAAAGCCUCUGGUGAGCUUGUCGUCCUUCAUAUGGGCAUUAUAGAUUUUCUGCAGCCUUGGACAACGUCCAAAGUAGCUGCAAUGUACAUCAAAUCCUUUGAGUUCAACAAGGCAACAGUGCCGCCACCUCUUUAUGGACGGAGGCCUCAACCGACAAGCGAUUGGACAGCGGUCUAUGUAAACUUUGGUGUGGGGUCAAGCAACAUCAAGCAUUGUGUUGGGCAAUGGCAGCCAUGCAUAACCAACCAUCAAAUAACUAUUUUGGUGAAAAAAGAUCGAAAAAACAAAAAGCAAAUGAACAUGCAAAAGCAGCGCAAUUUGCUUUGUUUUUACAUUUGUUGUGUUUUUUGUUUUUUCCUGGUACCACUUCUGCACUUAUGA
Molecule: messenger RNA, 1116 nt
Organism: Durusdinium trenchii
Lineage: Eukaryota; Dinophyceae; Suessiales; Symbiodiniaceae
Source: the annotation of a GenBank genome assembly